Molecule: messenger RNA, 5080 nt
Organism: Bradysia coprophila
Lineage: Eukaryota; Metazoa; Arthropoda; Insecta; Diptera; Sciaridae
Product: phosphatidylinositol-3,5-bisphosphate 3-phosphatase MTMR3
Biological process (GO): regulation of autophagy; phosphatidylinositol dephosphorylation
Cellular component (GO): cytoplasm; membrane
Molecular function (GO): phosphatidylinositol-3,5-bisphosphate 3-phosphatase activity; metal ion binding; protein phosphatase binding
Source: RefSeq, a predicted model, not a curated record
CUUUUGCCAGUCGAAAAUUAUAUCAGUCGAUUAUUACACUACAAAGAGAUACAUUUACAGAAACGACACAACAGAAAAAAUGCCACCGUUAUCAGUUUGUUCAUAUAAUUCCAAAGAAAAUGUUUGCAUUUAAGACAUAAAUCUAAUAAUUUCAAUUGCCUGUAAAUAUCGACAAAUGUGAAAAUAGUUCAUUGAACAUUGGAUUGCACACCACUUUUCAAUUGAUUUUUCGUUGCAACUUAAAAAUAGUGUAAACAAUUUGAAUUUUAUAUAAAAUACAGCAGUUAUGUUUUCAUCAAUUGGGAGUCAAUUUCUGCGUUUGGUUGAUUUUACUGACGUAUCGGAACGUAGUCAAUUUCGACAUAAAGUUGAUUUCAAUGAGGUUCCAGAAAAUACGGUACAGAUUGGUAGUAAAUUCCUACGUUUGGUCGAUUUUAGUGACGAAUCUGAAUGUGAAAAUACUGUACAGAUAUAUGGCAUUCCGAAGGCUGUGAUAAGCGGCAUGGAUACUGAUGGCUCACCACUAUCUUCGCUAUGCAUGGUUCGGGCAGCUGAAUUGUUUCCGAAGCCAACGCUGGAAAAAGAGGAUGACGUAUUGCAAAUACCACUAACCGAAUUGGCUGGUGAAUCGGUAAAAUAUUUAGGACGCACAGACGACGGUGUAUUAGCAUUAUCAAAUUAUCGAAUCUUUUUAUCCAAAAAAUCUACGAACCCUGAGACAACAGUGUCAGUGCCUCUAGGACUCAUAGAAUCAGCUAUCACACAAAAUCUAUUUCAUUUGUUGAUUAGUUGCAAAGAUGCUAGUACAGUGAAAUGCUCAUUCGCCACAUCUGAACAAUGUUCCGAAUGGCAACGGCGAAUUACACUGUCGGUAGGCGUGCCCACAAGUCUUGAAUCAAUGUUUGCAUUUCCAUUUUAUGCCUGGGCGUCGGAACAUCCGCCCAGUACGGAUAAUGAGUGGUCUGGCCGACUAUUAAGAGCAUCGAGAAUUGACGAAGACUUCCGGAAGGAAGUUAAGCGUCUGGAGUUUGACUUGCAUGGCGCAUGGCGCAUUAGUCACGCCAAUGCCGAUUUUAAAUUGUGUCCAUCAUAUCCACGUUUGUUGUUGGUACCGGGUUGCAUAUCCGAAGAUACAUUGAAAAGUGUGGCGAGUUUUCGUAGCUCUCGACGAAUACCGGCUGUAGUGUGGCGACACAAAGCUUCUGGUGCUAUAAUUGCCCGAUGCAGUCAACCGGAAGUUGGCUGGUUGGGCUGGCGUAAUGCGAAUGACGAGCAGCUAUUAAAGGCUUUGGUAGAAGCUUGUGGUUACGACAGUGGCGAACCACAACGACGAAUCAACUUAAAAUCGAGUCAAUCGAGUGAUAGUGCACCGUCAAGCCCAGAAGGCAGUCAUGAGGAGGUUAUGGUGGACGAGUGUAAGGUAAUAAAUUUUCAGAAAAUCCUCAUAGUUGAUGCACGUUCCUAUACGUCAGCUGUUACAAAUCGGGCUCGUGGUGGCGGAUGUGAAUGUGCUGAAUAUUACCCUUGUUCGGAAAUUCAGUUUAUGAGUCUCGGCAACAUUCAUGUGAUUCGAAAGAGUUUCCAUGCACUCAGGCAGCUUUGUGCGUCACCGCCCGACAUACCAAAUUGGCUCAGUCUUCUGGAGCGUACGAUGUGGUUUCAACAUAUGUCAGGUUUGUUGGCAGCUUCAAUGACAGUUUGUCAUACAAUCGAACGACAAGGUCGACCGGUCCUUGUGCACUGUUCCGAUGGCUGGGAUCGCACACCACAGAUAGUCGCCACCGCUCAACUUUGUCUGGAUCCGCAUUAUCGCACAGUCGAGGGUUUCCGUGUGCUAGUCGAACGUGAGUGGCUCUCUUUUGGCCACAAAUUUGCCGAUCGCUGUGGUCACGGCCCCGGUGCAGACGAAACGAAUGAACGAUGUCCGGUGUUUCUGCAAUGGUUAGAUUGCGUUCAUCAGAUUCACAAACAAUUUCCGUGCAGUUUUGAAUUCAGUAUGGGCUACUUGAUAAAAUUGGCUCAGCAUUCACACUCGUGCAUAUUCGGCACAUUUUUAUGUAACACAGUCAAGGAACGCACAGAGAACUCCAUCUUCGAUCGAACAUUUUCGGUGUGGCCAUUUCUGUCGGCUCCAAUUUACAAAAAUCCAUUGUAUGUAGCAAAUAGGGAGCGAGUGUUAUGGCCCGCACACAACGUAAGAGAUCUGGCACUUUGGAGUGAAGUGUAUUUGGGCAGUCUGGGUACACCAAAUGCGUCCGACUAUCCGCCCAGUACGAAUGACGUUCAAGAAUCGAAAAGUCCAUUGAUCAAGACACGAUCGUACGGAGAUUUAAUGUCAAUCGGCGGGAACUACUUUGGACUACAGAGGCGAUCGAGUGAUCCGAAUAUGACAGCGGAAUCGCAUUUUAAAAUACAUUUACCAUCGGAUCCAUCCAUUGAAACAAUGUCUGACUGUGGUAUUCCAUCCGACCAAGCCAUUUCCAACUACUACAGCGAACUGAACCAUCUCACCCAAGAGCUGCAAGGUUCCACUACUGAUCUUGGUGUGGCCGUCGAUAAAAUCGGACUUAACGAAAAUGCACCUCACGAUUCCACAAAGACAUAUUAUGCAACCGACGAACAUCGUGCCGAACCGGGCGCUUUCUAUGAGGUGUCUAGUCCAUUUUACAAUAGUCGUAUGAACGAAAACAUCGAUCACAUUUCGCAAUAUGUGAGCGAUGUGCAUAAAGAAACUGUGUUACUGACUCAUAACGGACAACAAAGUGAUGCUAGCGCCGAUGAGACCGAUGGCGAUCGACUGAAUGGCGGUGAUUUUAGCAGUUUGAACAUGUUGCAUAGUGUUAAUUUGCAGAAUACAUCACAGAGUAACUCACCGACACCGACAACAGUGGCACAAAACCUAUGGCAUGGCAGCGUUGAAACCAGUACAGAUACGUUAGUCGAAAGCAGUACAUUAGUUCCUAUUGAGCAUUACACCUUGACAACCGAUAAUAUCGCAUCAUCUGCCUCAAAUUCAUCAGUAACACCAGCCGCAACAUCCAAUGGCCACUCCAAUAACCAUUGCGAUGACAUCGUUGACGACGUCAACUCGAACUUAGACUUAAAUAAUUCGAAAUUACAUAAACCAAAUAGUGAUUCGCGUAAUGUGAUCUUACCGGAAGUGCACGGUGUAAAGCCGAAAAGUUGGACCGGCAGCAAUCAAGUCAGUAUGGAUGAAAGUAUUUUAAUGCAACCGGAACAUCAACGGAUGGAAAUUUCAAACAAUGGACGGCAUGACAACCUACCGUCGAAUCCGGUACCCACGCAUCGACGCAGACGUAAUUCCUCAAACUCUAGACAAGAGACUAGUCCAAACAAAUUAGUUAAUGGAAGUAUAUCUCCCAGUGCCACUACGAAUUCGAGAUCUACGCCGGGUGCAAGGUCAUUGCCAUUGACACCGCCUGGCGUUUUGGAACGGCCAAAUGCAGCUAUAUCGUGUCCAGACGGACUCGCUCAUGCUCUCAGCGAACAAAACUUACGGCUACAGCAGAUUGUUUACGAACAUAAGGUACGAGAAGAAGCUUUACAGCGAGAAUUGUACGCAACACGUAUUGAGUUAUUGAAGAAAACGCAGAAUCAGUAUAACAAUCAGCAGCAGCAAUUGGUCGAUGAUCCGGAAGAUGUUGUGAGCGAUGAUUUUAAUUUUACACAUUCUGACUGUGGUUCUUCAGUAGGAAGAUGCUCAAUCAGUCCUCAACGUAAUGCUAGUUUUUUAUCGGUGACUUCUCUGCUGGAUAAUAUUGAAAAUUCAUCGGUAUGUUCUUGGGAAGCUGUUGAAGAUCGUAACAGUGCUCAGUCAUCGUCUGCCGGAAAUUUAGCCAGCAGCGUACUUUGGGUACCCGAUCACUGUGUGUCAAGGUGCACGGGUUGCCAGACCGAAUUCUGGUUGGGACGCCGAAAGCAUCAUUGCCGAUCGUGUGGACAAAUAUUCUGUGCCGAUUGCUCAGAGUUUUGGGCAGCAUUACCGGACGAGCGGCUUUAUCAGCCGGUUCGAGUGUGUGGUCCAUGUUACCACAGUGUGACAACAAAAAUUCAACUACAACAACAAAAUCGAAACAAUAAUCUCCAACAACAAGUGAAUCCGAUACUGGGUCAUCCGAGCACACAAACGCAAUCAACACAAAAUCAGUAUCAACCAAAUAACAGUACCUCAAUGGAGCCUUGCAAGCAUGCUGCCGUUAGUUCAACAAAUGACCGGGCACCGAUUAAGGCUACAACCGCUACAAAUUGAGAUUGAAAUUAGGACGAUUUUUAAGAGGGAAACUACGAUGAAUCCAUUCAGUCGUAUGUGUAACAUAGACGAUGAAUAAGAUAAUGAUACCAAAAUGAUGCAUAUAGAUGAUAUAGGAAAUACGAAUUGAAUAAUAAUUGUAGGCGGUAUAGCAGUGCAACAGAAAGGUAGGAAGCGAAAGAGAAGGAGAGAUAAAUGUUUUCACGUCUCUUUUGACAAUGUUUUAUUAUGAUUUGUGUUCAAUGAGUGCUCGUCUUAUUUGUGUUUGUAAAGCGAACAAAACAACCGCCCUAAAUAUAAUGUAAAAAUAAAAUUAAAAAAUGAAAAAAAACUAUAUUAUGACUCAUUUUAUUUAUGUACCUACUAUGUAUAACACAACAAAAACAAAAGAUUUAAAAAAAAACUCUAUCAAUCAUGUCAUAAUCAUGUUCGUCUUUACCCUACAAAUAUCUUACCUAUGUGUAACAUGAUUUCUAUGUCAAAACUAAAAGACGAAACCUCAGAGUUGAUGUGUAUAAUAAAAUAAAUAAUUAAUGAAAAGAAAAAUAACAAAACGGAAAAAAAAAAUAAGAAGAGAAAAUCAUUAAAAUGAAUAGCGUAUUAGUGUUAAAUAAUUUAAUAAAAUAUGCAAACCAUAAGCCAAGCUAAAGAAACAUGAAUAAAAAGUUACAAAAUAAGAGAAUGAAAAUUAUAUUGACAGAAAGUAAAAAAUGGAAAAGAAAUAAUUGCAAAAAAAAGCUUUGUAUAAAGAGUAAAUUACCGAGUUAAAAUUCACAGUAUAAAAUAUUCUAUCUAAAUUAUUAUUCGUUA